Molecule: messenger RNA, 2422 nt
Organism: Pangasianodon hypophthalmus (striped catfish)
Lineage: Eukaryota; Metazoa; Chordata; Actinopteri; Siluriformes; Pangasiidae
Gene: rnf128a
Product: ring finger protein 128a
Exons: 7
Coding region: 196-1383 (395 amino acids)
Source: RefSeq, a predicted model, not a curated record
GUGAAAGUGGGCGUGGUCUGAGCUGAAGUUUGAGCACACCUGUCCGCGAGGAGCCAGAAGAAAUAUCAGAUAUUCAUUACGAAACUGCGGGUUUCACGUGACACUUCUAGAUUCAGUUCCGUCUUUAACCGGUUCAGGUUCCGGGUUUGUGUUUUAAUUCUCAGUGGCACGCGGGAGAGAGGGUGAGCUCGCGCUAUGGGACCCUGUUGUCGGUGGAUGUUGGCGGUGUGGUGCGUACAGGUGUGCAGUUCCGGUGCGGCGCAAGUCUCCGCGUUUAGCACGGCUUACAUUAACGUGUCUUUCGUUCCCCCCGAAAGUAACCGGACGAUAUGGCGGCGCGAGGAGAUGGGGCUGUACGGUAUCGAGUCACCGACCUACCCCGUGACCGGGACCGUGUACCUGGCCGACCCGAUUCACGCAUGCGCCAACGAUACAAGGUUCGAGCGGCCCCCGAGCUCCGCGCCCUGGGUAGCGCUCGUGCAGCGGGGCAACGGAUGCACGUUCACGUAUAAGAUCAACGCGGCCGCGCGCAACGGAGCCUCAGCAGCAGUCAUCUUCAAUGACUACGGUACCGACAACCGGGUCAUCCAGAUGUCACAUCCGGGCACCUCGAUCGUGGCGGUGAUGAUUGGUAAUGCUCGUGGAAUGGAGCUGGUGGAGCUGCUGCAGAAUGAUGUGUCCGUCUCAAUGACAAUAGAGGUGGGGCUUCAGCGUGGCUUGUGGAUGAGUCACUACUCCGUCUUAUUCAUCUCCAUUUCCUUCUUCAUCAUCACUACGGCAACUGUGUGCUACUUCAUCUUCUACUUUGCACAGAGACUCAACAACAUACGUCGGCGGAACCAUAAGCAGAAACAGAUGAAGGCAAAAGCAAAGAAAGCGAUUGGUCAGCUCAAGGUUCGCACACUCAAACAAGGAGAUCAGGAGACGGGACCAGAUGCUGACUCAUGUGCUGUGUGCAUUGAGUCUUAUAAACCGGGAGACGUGCUCUCUGUCCUUACAUGCAAUCAUUUCUUCCAUAAGGCAUGUGUUGAGCCGUGGCUGAUGGAGCACAGGACCUGCCCGAUGUGCAAGUGUGACAUCCUCAAAGCCCUCGGAGUAGAGAUGGAUGUUGAGGAGCAGCACAUGCCUACGGUCACUUCUGAUUUGCAUUCGUUUCCCAGCAGCACUGAGUACUUGCACACACACUCCGAAUCAGUCUCCAACACACACCCUAACUCCGAGUCUCACACACACAGUGAUGCUGCUUCUUCCGGAUAUGAGUCUCUGCAUGCAACAGAGCAGCUGGGUCCUGCUGAACACACACGCGAAGGUUUGGAGGCAGUGUGUGUGGAAAUGCAGCCGCACUACGAUAACCCCGCCUUUGAGAAUGAAGCUCGCAGCUAGGAGAUGAGAAAAACACACUGUGACUGUAAACACACACACACACACAUGUUCACAUAUUCACAUACACAUAUUAUACACACAUUUACAGUCGCAGGUUUGGCUUUUAAAAAAUCACUUAAUUUAAUUUCUCUGUGUGAGUAAAGGAAUUAAUGACCUCAUGCUGUGGUUAAUGGGGGACAGUGUACUCUCUCUUCUCUUUAUCUCUGGGAUAUGUGUGUGUGUGUGUGUGUGUGUGUGUGUGUGUGUGUGUGUGUGUGUGUGAAACACGCACAUAGUUCACCAGCUCCCUCUGCUGGACAUGUGUUUGGUUAUUGCUGACUCACACACACACACACACACACACACACACACACACACACACACUGUAUAUGGAAUUUGCCAUGUGACAGGUGUUCCUGGUUCAGUAUGGGUGGAGCUUAGGAUAAAUUUGAUAAGUUAAACUUGAUUAUGUGACAUCCAUGCUAGCUUUUCUUUUCACUUGUUCAGCUUGAUGUGGUGCUUAGCAUUAAAUCCUGGCUUUAAUUUGCUGGCUACUGAACAUUGUAUAACCACUGCUAGGGAGGUAACAUUAACACUAGCUAUGUUAACUAGUGCCAUGCUUAGGUAACUGGCUAGCAUAGCUGAUAUUGCUAAACUAUUGUACUGUUUAAUUAUAGGCAGGGUUGAUGCUCAGAAGUACUGAAAAAAUGAAAACAGAAUCUAAUGGUAUUGUAUAAAAGAAUAUUUUUAAGUUCCACCUUCAUGGACAAAGACACCUCCUCACUCAGCACAAAGAGCUUGCUAUUUUUCCAAAAACUUUAAAAUAAUUCUAAUUUUACUACGUAUUUUACAAAAUAUCAAAAAUCAUAAAAGUGUCUUUUAUGUCUGUAUGUGUUUUUGUAUGUGUGUAUGCGUGUGUGCACUUCACAAUGUGGCCUUAUUGGUAUCUUCUGUACUCUAUGAACUACUGAUCUCAAUAAUUAAGUAAGAGAUGUAAUUGUAAUCAAAUUAUAUUGUUAUGAAAUUGUAAACUGUAAAUAAAGUCUCCUUUUAUCAUUAA